This is a messenger RNA of Pelagomonas calceolata, 1242 nucleotides long. The record is from the annotation of a GenBank genome assembly. NCBI's taxonomy places the organism in Eukaryota, Pelagophyceae, Pelagomonadales, Pelagomonadaceae.
CCAAAAGGCCUUGUCGCGUCCGUGCGAGUCUCAGAAGCCGGACUGCUGUCAUCUGUACGCCAGCGGCAGCGCUGCGACGAUAACUGCUGCCGGAAGCAGUGCAAGACAGCGUGGAGACACACAGCUCGGGCUCCGGAGAGCUCUGCGGAGACGCAGUCGGAGCGCUCGGUACCCCGUAGAGCGCUGCGGAGAGAGGCCGUCGGAGCGGCGCAUAGCUGAGAUUCGCCGCAUCGGACUAGUCUUAGUCGUAGCGCGGCGCGCCACAUGUCCGGUCGCGCAAGCGGCGUGCUGCUGCACGGUAUGGAGCUAGAAACCUGCCCCUUCGGCGAGCUGCGGCACGGCGCCGCCGCGUACAAUGCAGUCGUGGCUCGCGGGAGAGAGGACGGCGGCGGCGAAAUCCCGAUCGCGGCGACGUGCGUGCAGGUCGACGAGGCCCUGUCGCAGCGCCUGGGUCAAUCGGCGAGGAGCCUCGCGUUCGCCUGGGUCAGCCCAGCGGGUAUGAUUCCAGCAACGCACAUCUGGCCGCUGCGGCCGACGACGGCCUUCCAGCAGUGGGCCCGAAAGGGCCACACCUUCGCGCUGCUCGACAUGGAGCAAGUGGGCGCGACGGGCGGCGCCGACAUCCCCACGGGUGCGCUACCUGUGACGGCGGUCCUGGCUUCGUUUACACCUAUGAGGAAGAAUGGGGAGGACGCGCCGGUGCUCCUUUCUGUAUCGAUGACUACCCCCGCGGUCGCGGCGCUAGCCGGCCUGAGAGGCGGCGAGGGCGUGCACGUGACGGCGCAGCAGUCGCCGCGCUCGGGCGCCAUGGGGGCGCUCUCGUGGCUCUUCGACGAUGAAGUCGGUCUGUGCGAUGCGUCGAUCCUGGCCAGGUACGUCGCGAACGCGGCCCGCAACCCGCAACGGCGGACCAUCAAUUGCAACAACGCGACGUUUCGGAGGGCCGUCGCGCCGUCGCCAGCCGCGGGGGCUUUACUCUACGCGCUUGGGUUCCGGCCUAGUAGUGCGGGACUGACGGUGGGCGCGGUCGACGCCCAGCUCUACGAGGAGAUCGCGGCGCUGCUCCGGGCCCCGCCCGUCGAGCCGCCCUGGGCCGCGUGCCGCGCCGGCGGCGACAACCAGGGCAGGGGGUGGGGUGGGUGGGACGGACCGGCCGCGCGGCGCAACAACUGGAACGGCGGCCGGCGGGGAGGUGCUCCUCCUCCGCCUCCGCCGGGGGCGAACGCGUCGUCGUGGAUCUAG